AUGGCAAACCUGGAAUCAAGUCUCAAGAAUGCCUCCUACUUUCGUUGUGAGAAGGGAAACGAUUCUGUCCCUGUGUGCCAGCGGUGCGAAACGUGCGUCUUGGCUCGGAAGAUCUUCUUUACCAAAGAGUGGUUCCAGAGGAUCGGGGAGAUAGCUCAGAGGAGGUUUCUAGUUAGCAUCCUGGAACAGUUAGAUAGCUUUUAUUUGUUACACUAUUUCCAAACUAUCCUCCAGUCCAUUCAGGGGAAGGAUUUCAUCUAUAACAGGUCCCGGAUUGACCUCAGCAGGAAGGAGGGGAAAACCAUGAAGUCCUCCUUAAACCAGAUGCUGAGUAAAACAGUAGAACAGAAGAUGAGGGAGCUAUUGUGCUGGUUUGGGACCACCGCCCACCAGACUAAGGCAAAGUAUACACUCUCGCUGCUGCAGAUGUGCAACCCUCAGUUACUGCUCACGGCUGCCACUGUCGUCAGAGUCCUGUUUCAGAGAGAGCAGAACAACAUCUCAGGGCUCGAUCAAGACUCUAACCAUAUGUUUUUCUUCCCUGAAAAAGACUGCAACUCACAGUUUGAUACUUUACAUGUUUACCGCACAGCCAGAACCAAGAACACAUCUUUCCCUUUGUCCAAAGAUUUAGGAAAAGAAAGGUUGCAUAAAAAGGCUCGGGGGGAAGCAUCUAAUACUGAGGGAAGAUGGAAGGGUUCGCUCCAGUGUAUUUCCGAGAUGAAUAGGCUAUUUCCCAAAAAAGCAGACAUGCACAAGACUGGGCAUGCCCCCUCCGAUCUGUUGGUUGACAUGGAUGCUGUCAGAGACCUGUCUUCUGGCGUCAGCAAGUACCGGGACUUCAUCCGUCACCUGCCCAUCCACCUCUCCAAGUAUAUUCUAAGUAUGCUUGAUAAAAAAAGCCUGAACAGAUGCUCCUUUGUGAGCCAGCACUGGGCUGUCCUGGCACAGCAAGUCAGGUUGGACCGGUCCAUGCACACAUUCAUCCAGAACCGGAUUGCCUUACUGCAGGGGUCCUACACAAGGGGAAUAGAUCCUAAUUACGCCAACAAGCUUUCCAUUCCAGUUCCUAAAAUGACAGAUGACGGAAAGCGCAUACGUGUGAAAAAUCAGAAAUGGAAACUGAGAACAAAGAGUGACUACAACCUGUGGACGGCAUACCAGAACCAGGAAACGCAGCAGGUCCAGAUGGAGGAGAGAAAUGUCUUCUGUGGGACUUACAACAUCCGUAUUGUCUCUGACGUGUGGGACAGAAACAGAAUCAUCCACUAUUCUGGGGGAGAUCUGGUAGCUGUGUCAUCCAAUCGGAAGAUCCAGCUCCUGGACAUCCUACAAGUAAAGGAGGUACCUGUUGAAUUUCGGGGCCACGCUGGCAGAGUCCGUGCCCUCUUCUUGUGUGAGCAGGAAAACUUCCUCCUGAGCGGCAGCUACGACCUGAGUAUCAGAUACUGGGACCUGAAAAGUGGGGCUUGCAUACGAAUCUUCAAUGGCCACCAGGGGACAAUCACUUGCAUCGAUUUAUAUAAGAACAAGCUCGUAUCUGGAGCAAGAGAUUGCCAGGUGAAAGAGUGGGACAUAGAGACGGGGAAGUGCCUGAAGACGUUUAAACACAAAGACCCCAUCCUGGCCACCAGGAUCAAUGACACCUACAUAGUGAGCAGCUGUGAGCGAGGGCUGGUCAAAGUGUGGCACAUCGCCAUGGCUCAGCUGGUCAAGACUCUCAGUGGCCAUGAGGGAGCUGUGAAGUGCCUGUGCUUUGACGAGUGGCACCUCCUCUCGGGAAGUACCGACGGCCUGGUCAUAGCCUGGAGCAUGGUGGGCAAGUAUGAGCGAUGCCUCAUGGCCUACAAGCAUCCCAAGGAGGUGCUGCACGUGGCCCUUCUCUUCCUCAGGGUCAUCAGCUCCUGUGCAGAUGGCAAGAUCCGCAUCUACAACUUCCUAAACGGGAACUGUCUGAAGGUGAUGAAAGCCAACGGCAGAGGUGAUCCCGUGCUGUCCUUCUUUAUUCAGGGCAACAGGAUGGUGAUCAACACGGAAAGCAAUAUUCUCAUGUUCCAGUUCGAGAAUAUAAAGUGGCAGUACUUCCAGGAACGGGCCAAACAGAGGAAGAACAAGGACAGAGAGGAGGACAGGGAAGAAAGCAGCCUCACAGAAGUCCUCUCCAAAGCCAGCACUCAGGCAUACAGCCUGAAGGCCUCCACAUCCAGUAAACAGGUGGUGGCCCUGGAGUCCCUGCUCAGUAAGCCUCACAGGUCCCGUGUCCUGCUGAGGGCAGCCAGGUUCCCAUCAGCAAUCUCCACAGAGGAACUUCACGGUCAAGGAAAGCCAGCAUCACCCCAAAGAGACAGCAAGAAGAGAGCGAGUCCUGUUUCUAAGGCAGCAAACGGCCUGGAUGGUGGGCCGGAGAGUUCGGAGGCAAACGCCCUCGCAGGAGAUAAGAUGAACGAUGAUGUGGAGAAAGUACCAAAACAAGAACUGGAAACUCCUGGAGACCUGACCAGUCCCUCAAAUAAAAAGUCCUGGCAAAUCCCCAUGUUGCCAGACCGGUUCCUCCUGACCAUUAAUGCCCUGCAGCAAGCCCAUAAUUCACGGGAGUUUGCCUAUCCCCGCAGGCCCCAGACCCAAGUCAUUGACACCUGGGUGCCUUCAAUUUCACACCCAAGGAAGGUCCUUAGUUUCAAAGGAAAAUCAAUACAACAUGCAGUUGAUAGGCUGAGAGCCAGCCACCCUCCCAUAGAUGUGAAACAAACCAGUAUUCCCCUUGAAAUUCAGACACUGCAGCCUAACUUGAAGAAGUCUUUGCACAGUUCCCGAGUCCAGUCCACCAUACCCCAGCGCAGGAUUAUCCACACCAGGCUCGCUGGCCGCUUAGAGGGUGAAGACCGAGCAACCGGUUCAGUUGACAGGACAGUGCGCAGCGUCAGCCCCUUAACCAGCAUGCAGGUCAUUAUGCCAAACCGCAUGCUGCCUCCACCAGUAAGCAGGACAACCCAGUCUGUCAAGAAAGAACGGCCUCGUCUCUACACGGCCCUCAAUCCCUUUAGAGUGAACACUGAAUUCAUGCUGUUGACUGUGAGGGAGGAGAAAGAGUAUGAGGAAGCCAAGAUGAAAGAAUAUCAGGCCAGAAAGCUCACCGGAGUGGUCAAUCCAGACAAAGCCAGGAAAGCUGCUUGGAUCAGGAAGAUCAAAGGCCUGCCUAUAGAUAAUUUCAUGAAGCAAGGGAAAACAGCAGCCCCUGAACUUGGUCAAAAUGUAUUUAUCUAA
Molecule: messenger RNA, 3264 nt
Organism: Pteronotus mesoamericanus
Lineage: Eukaryota; Metazoa; Chordata; Mammalia; Chiroptera; Mormoopidae
Gene: FBXW10B
Product: F-box and WD repeat domain containing 10B
Exons: 14
Coding region: 1-3264 (1087 amino acids)
Molecular function (GO): protein binding
Source: RefSeq, a predicted model, not a curated record